Mytilus californianus (California mussel) is the source of this 504-nucleotide messenger RNA. RefSeq lists its product as uncharacterized. Bases 1 to 504 code for a protein of 167 amino acids. The record is from RefSeq and is a predicted model, not a curated record. NCBI's taxonomy places the organism in Eukaryota, Metazoa, Mollusca, Bivalvia, Mytilida, Mytilidae. The transcript has 4 exons.
AUGGAGGCAACAUCUUUAGAUGCCUCAUCUUUUGCCCUGCAAUACAAGGAUCCAAAAGCAAUGGCCAGCUUUAAUGUUAAAGCAUGGUUAAAAAGAAGAAACAGAUUGCAGAAUCUAAAUGAUGCAUAUUCUUCCAUUACCACCACUGAAAAUAAAUCAACUGGUCAAGACUUUGAUUUUAUAUUAGAGGAAAAGAAUCGACAAUUAAAAUCCUGGAUUCCAAAAGGCAUUCCCACAGAUUCUAUUUGGCAAACAGUAUGUCGUAAUAAUUUAAUUCUUGAAAAAAUCAAACACAAUUCCCUCUCAUUAUUUGCCAUACAGACCGAAAAGGACACAACUGUUACUACCGAUGCUGCUACGGAAUUGCUGAUGGAGAAGGAAUCGGAAGUAGACAUCGAUCAUUGUGUUGAUGAUAGUGUGCUACCGCUAGAAACACAGACUGAUGAAAUAAUGGAAAAGGUUACGAAGAUUGGCCCAUCAUUUGAUCCAUUCGUUAUUAAGUAA